GAGCUGCAGGACUCCCUUCUGACGAGGCAAGGGACUCUGGAAGUGAUGUCUGGCAUCAGAGGAUGGAAGGGAGGCAGCACGGACAGGACAGCUGCUGCCUCCAGUACCUCGUUUUCCUCUCAGGGUCACCUCUGGGAUGACAACAACAAAAGAGAGGCUGAGAAUAUUCAGAAGAUGACAGCAUCUGAAAAGGAGCGAUCUGGCCAAGCAUCAGACUACGAACAACAGCAAGAGGAGUAUGUCAGCCCAUAUGUCCUGAUAACUCCAAACAAAACAAGAAGAAACCAGCUACAGCAAAUUGCUAAGAAAGAGCUAGAUGACCUGGAACGAUGGAGGCAAGAACACAGACCAGGGCCAAUUAACUUGGCUCCACAGAGACUGGGUGGAAAGGAAUCAGAAGUUCAAGCAAGGCAAAACCAGCAAAUGAUGCUCAUCCAAUCUAAAUACCAACAAAAGCACAAGAGAGAAGAAUAUGUAAAAGCAAAAAAGGCAGCUGAAGAAGCUGAAAUCCUGAAAAAGAAAGCAAUUCAGAGAGAAAAGGCAGAGAGACUUGAAGUUAAAAAAAGGCAACAAGAAAUGCAAAGAAGAGAGAUGUUCUUUGAGGAUCAAAAUUACAAAACCAAUGAAUUAUUGAACAGAUUGGACCUGGGCUUGCCAAAGAGUGAUUCCUCUCAGACUGCUAAUCGUAGCCCAGAAUCUACAGCAUGGACCAGGGCCCAUGCUUAUAAGGAAGCUCUUCGAGAGGAUGAAAAUAGAAGAUUAGAGGAAAUGAAGCAAGAACAACGGAGGAAGGCUGAAUUAAUGGAAUUUAAACAAAAGCAGGAAGAGGAAGCCAGGACAAGAGCACUUCAAAAUGAGCAGAGGAGGGUAAAUAAUGCUUUCCUGGACCGACUGCAGAAGAAAACACAACCUGAUAGCAUCUACCAGCCUGGAUAUUCUGGGAGUAUGGGCUACCUCAACAACAGCACCUGGGAGUCAAACUACUUCAAAUGAAGGAGUAAAAGAAAGAAGACCUUCCAACAGGGAGUGGUACGGAGCUGGAAUUUACAAGAGGAAAACACCUUGCUUCUUUCAUUGCUAAGACAAAUUCAUUUUAACAAACUGACUAAACCAUUAUGAUCAGCUAUUCUGAAUUCAAAUCAAACUCGACAGGAAGAUUCCUGUGCUUAGAUUUUAUGGUCUGCCUAAAUCAGAAACUACCUUGCUAUGAAGAAAUGCAACGUUAGUUUAAGGACUGAAAAGACUGAUUCUCCAUUAUGUACCGAAAAGUUGUUUCAACUGUCCCUGGUUUUAAACUACUCUGCUUCAAAAAUAUCUGCUUGACUCCUACUUAAAACUUGCCAAGUUUCAGAUAUCUGAAUCUGAAUGUUCUUAACCACU
Messenger RNA from Calypte anna (Anna's hummingbird), 1380 nucleotides. It is a transcript of the gene EPSTI1, whose product is annotated as epithelial stromal interaction 1. The coding region runs from base 46 to 993 and encodes 315 amino acids. The record is from RefSeq and is a predicted model, not a curated record. Lineage: Eukaryota; Metazoa; Chordata; Aves; Apodiformes; Trochilidae. The transcript has 12 exons.